Molecule: messenger RNA, 2448 nt
Organism: Podarcis raffonei (Aeolian wall lizard)
Lineage: Eukaryota; Metazoa; Chordata; Lepidosauria; Squamata; Lacertidae
Gene: RHO
Product: rhodopsin
Exons: 5
Coding region: 497-1747 (416 amino acids)
Biological process (GO): phototransduction; visual perception; G protein-coupled receptor signaling pathway
Cellular component (GO): photoreceptor outer segment; membrane
Molecular function (GO): G protein-coupled receptor activity
Source: RefSeq, a predicted model, not a curated record
AAAGCAAUCUGGGCAUCUGCAUGAUUCCAAGGGUUCUUUCAGGGAAUCGAUUGCAUUUAAACCAGUUUCGUAGUGGAUUCAUCUCUAUUGUAUAAAUAGACCUAUUGCUAUUGCCUUAAGGGCCUUAACUGAGAUUACAUUCAGAAGCAGAAAAGUCUUAAUAGGCUAGCUACACAGCUGAACUUCAGGUAUGAUCAGCAAAAGCAUGCAGACAUGUGUCCCUGGAACUUCCUUCCAAAGGAGACCUGGUUUUCUAGAAACGGUGCAUGAUGUUUCUACUCUAGCUGAAGUAAAAGGCAGGGAGCAGCCUCUUGAAGCCAAGCAGGUAACUGGUUAUUUCCUGUAUCCUAUUUGACAUCUUUGUGUUAUAUCUAAGCACUCUGUCAAAUACACACACACAAUCUGUUCUUGCAGCAGCUUUGUAACACUAUCACAAGUACUACCUGAGCGUCACCCCAGCAGAGAAUUAACAGUUCCAAUCUUAGCUUGGAUUAUUAUGAUUAAUGUUGACCCAAGUCUAAAUUGUGCUGACAUCAAAAACACAGGGCUUAGCUGUGGUGGUUUUUUUUAUAAAAGGAACAGUGCUAGCUUAGCUUGGAACAGUCCAGCAAAUGUAAGAAGGAGAUUUAUAGAGAAAUACAGAGAUCUAUACUUGUUGAAGAAGCCAAAUACCUACAAAGCUGCCACCAUGAAUGGAACAGAAGGUGAAAAUUUCUAUGUCCCCAUGUCCAACAAGACCGGAGUUGUUCGGAAUCCAUAUGAGUAUCCUCAGUACUAUUUGGCAGAACCGUGGAAGUUCUCUGCGUUGGCUGCCUACAUGUUUCUUCUGAUUCUUCUGGGAUUCCCAAUCAACUUUCUGACUCUCUUUGUCACAGUCCAGCACAAGAAACUCAGAACUCCUCUGAACUACAUCCUUUUAAAUUUGGCCAUAGCCAAUCUCUUCAUGGUCUUAAUAGGCUUCACCACUACCAUGUACACAUCUAUGAACGGAUAUUUCAUUUUUGGAACGGUAGGAUGCAACAUUGAAGGCUUCUUUGCUACAAUGGGCGGUGAGAUAGCCCUGUGGUCUCUGGUUGUCCUGGCUGUUGAAAGAUAUGUGGUGGUCUGCAAGCCUAUGAGCAAUUUCCGCUUUAGUGGGACCCAUGCCAUCAUAGGGGUGAGUUUCACUUGGAUCAUGGCCUUGGCAUGCGCUGGUCCUCCUCUCUUUGGAUGGUCAAGGUAUAUCCCAGAAGGUAUGCAGUGCUCUUGUGGAGUUGAUUAUUAUACACCAAACCCACAAGUUCACAAUGAAUCCUUUGUCAUCUACAUGUUUCUGGUGCACUUUGUCACACCAUUGACUAUUAUAUUCUUCUGCUACGGUCGCCUUGUCUGCACUGUUAAACAGGCAGCGGCUCAGCAGCAGGAGUCUGCCACCACCCAGAAAGCUGAGAAAGAAGUCACCCGCAUGGUCGUUAUCAUGGUCAUUUCCUUCCUUGUUUGCUGGGUGCCCUACGCCAGUGUUGCUUUCUACAUCUUCACUCACCAAGGGUCAGACUUCGGCCCUGUAUUUAUGACCAUCCCGGCCUUCUUUGCCAAGAGCUCUGCUAUCUACAACCCGGUGAUUUACAUCUUAAUGAACAGACAGUUCCGUAACUGUAUGAUCAGCACCCUCUGUUGUGGAAAGAAUCCGUUGGCUGAGGAGGACACGUCUGCAGGCACUAAGACUGAGACUUCCACCGUCUCCACAAGCCAGGUUUCCCCUUCAUAGAUCUACCAAGGAAACCUUGGGCUUCAGACUGUUUCAUUUGCAUGACUGUAUUCUUUUCACCCCUGCCGUCUCUAUCACUCUCUGCAGCAUGCCACCUGCAAUUCACCUGGCAGGGCAGAAUGGACUCUUCAUUUUCUGACAGCUGCUAUCAGAGAAAUGGGCCUGUAUAUAUAUUUGUGGUGCAAAUCAACUCAGGCCCAAGGCUGCGAUGUCGCAUGAGUUCAUGGCCCUAAUAUGCCUGCCUCUAAAACCAUAUAUUCCCUGCAAAUUGACUUACCUGCUUGGUGCAGCAUUUGCAUCUGAUUUUCGUCUUCAGUCAUAUGGCCUGUGUACAUAAGGUUGUCUGGGGCCAAUUGGCUGUGCUGAUGGAUGCAUUGCCAUGGUUAAAUUUCCAUUUUCCUCCUAGGUUCUUUUCUGAGCUUUGUACAGAAUGAACAGCUGAACAUUCAUGCGUAGCGAAGAGACCUGUUUUGUUUUCGUUGUAGCUGUUGUUGCUCGUUUCUUAUUAUGUAGAGAGACUUAUCAAAGCUUAAUUUAUGGAAGCGUAAUCAAAGAAAAAUGUAUAAUUUGAAACUCACUUUUGUGAACUGGGAGUGUGGGCAAAUAGGGAAACCAGGACAUCUCUUUUGUAGCAUGAAGUGGGUUGGCCUUUCUUCAGAUUGCUUCAACUUUCAAUGCAAUAAAACUGUGGUAUACCACAA